Molecule: messenger RNA, 1206 nt
Organism: Aureobasidium musti
Lineage: Eukaryota; Fungi; Ascomycota; Dothideomycetes; Dothideales; Saccotheciaceae
Source: the annotation of a GenBank genome assembly
AUGUCUUCUCGCACUGCCAGCAGAACUCUUCGCGCCGCAUUGAAGCAGGCCUCGCGCCCCGCUGUCCAGCAGCAGCGCACUUACCUCAGCGCUGCCCUGAACGCUGCCCGCACCACUGGUGUCAAGCAGCUCCCCAGAGCUUCCGUUGCUGCUCAGCAGGUUCGCGGUGUCAAGACCGUUGACUUUGCUGGUGACAAGGAGAAGCGCUCCGACUGGCCUCGCGAGAAGCUCCUUGAGUACUUCAAGAACGACACUCUUGCUCUCAUCGGCUACGGUUCGCAAGGUCACGGUCAGGGUCUCAACCUCCGUGACAACGGCCUCAACGUCAUUGUUGGUGUCCGAAAGGGCGGUGCCUCAUGGAAGGAGGCCCAGCAGGAUGGCUGGGUUGAGGGCAAGAACCUCUUCGAUAUUGACGAGGCCAUCAGCAAGGGUACCAUCAUCAUGAACCUCCUUUCCGAUGCCGCCCAGUCCUCCACCUGGCCUCACAUCAAGCCCCAACUCACCAAGGGCAAGACUCUCUACUUCUCCCACGGUUUCUCCCCCGUCUUCAAGGACCAGACCAAGGUCGAGGUCCCCUCUGACAUCGAUGUCAUCCUUUGUGCCCCCAAGGGUUCCGGCCGUACCGUCCGCACUCUCUUCAAGGAGGGCCGUGGUAUCAACGCCUCCGUCGCCGUCUUCCAGGACGUCACCGGCAAGGCCGAGGAGAAGGCUGUCGCUCUCGGUGUCGCCGUCGGUGCCGGUUACAUGUACAAGACCACCUUCGAGAAGGAGGUCUACUCUGACCUUUACGGUGAGCGUGGUUGCUUGAUGGGCGGUAUCCACGGUAUGUUCCUCGCUCAGUACGAGGUUCUCCGUGAGCGCGGCCACUCUCCCUCUGAGGCCUUCAACGAGACCGUCGAGGAGGCUACCCAGUCCCUCUACCCCCUGAUCGGCGCCCACGGCAUGGACUACAUGUACGCCGCCUGCUCCACCACCGCCCGUCGUGGUGCCAUCGACUGGAGCGCCCGCUUCAAGGACGCCCUCAAGCCCGUCUUCGACGACCUCUACACCUCCGUCCAGACUGGUGAGGAGACCCGCCGCACCCUCGAGUACGCCUCGCAAUCCGACUACCGCGAGAAGUUCGAGGCCGAGAUGGAGGAGAUCCGCAACCUCGAGAUCUGGCGCGCCGGCAAGGCCGUCCGCAGCCUCCGUCCCGAGAACAACUAA